This is a messenger RNA of Pseudoliparis swirei, 4561 nucleotides long. RefSeq names its product macrophage mannose receptor 1-like. Gene Ontology annotation, molecular function: signaling receptor activity. NCBI's taxonomy places the organism in Eukaryota, Metazoa, Chordata, Actinopteri, Perciformes, Liparidae. The transcript has 31 exons. The coding region runs from base 44 to 4354 and encodes 1436 amino acids. The record is from RefSeq and is a predicted model, not a curated record.
UCUUGCAACCCUCGUGAGAAAUGCACGGAUAAAGUGUUCAGCUAUGAGACGCCUCAGGCUAAUACGAAGGAUGAAGAUAACAUGUACAGCCUUUGUGCUCCUCAUCCAAACGUUACAAUGUUUGGCUUCAGAUGAUUCUCCAUUUCAGCUAACUAACAAAGACACUGGUUUUUGUUUGGUUAAAACAAACAGCGACUGCAAUGACUUGCGCUGGACGACUGGCGAUCGACUUCUGGUUCUGCAAACUAAGAAGUGCCUGGGCGUCCAGGGGAAAAGUGUGGGAAGUGAAAUAAACCGCUACGAUUGUGAUGAAAAGAGCGACCUCCAAAGGUGGGAAUGCAAGAAUGGAACAGUGCUCGCCCUCAAAGACCAAGAGCUCUACGUGGAGCUCACUGCAGACUCCACAGCGGUCCUCUCCAAAACAAUAGGGCCCAAUAACCACCUCACAAUUACAGGGACAUCCAACGGCGCUUGUGCAAGAACAUACCGAGAACUCUUUGCACUUGAUGGAAACGCUCCUGGACUGCCAUGCAUGUUUCCCUUCCAGUACAAUGACCAGUGGUACACAGAUUGCACGACGGUUGACUCUCCGGAAAAGCAUCUCUGGUGUGCGCUUGAGACUAAAUACCAAACUGAACGCUGGGGUUACUGCCCGAGUACUUCCAAAGAAGACUGGACUGUCCACCCAACGACAGGAGCGUAUUACCAGCUCAACACACGGUCGGCUGUGACUCAGCCACAGGCUGAAGCCAGCUGCAAGCAGCAGGGGGCCUCCCUGCUCAGCAUCACCGACCCUCACCAGCAGGCUUACGUCACAGCUCUACUAGACAAAGAGGGCAACAUGCUUUGGUCUGGGCUGAUCCUGGAUCCAGAACAUGGGUGGAUGUGGUCCAACGGGAGGCCAUACCGCUACCUGAAAUGGGAUUCAGGACAUCCGCUUCCUAAUCCGGGACACAACUGUGCAAUUCUUGACCCUGCUGUACAGUACUCCUGGCAAAGUGUACCUUGCAGCAAGAAAGUCGGGUACAUCUGCUACAGUGAAGUGGCUGAAAUACCACCUGCACAAGCUGGUGUGAAAGGAUUUUGUUCAAGUCCUUGGAUUUUCUACAAUGGCCACUGCUUCCACCUUAAUCGUACUCAGAAAACGUGGCCUGAUGCUCAGAGAGCGUGUCGUAAUGAUGGAGGGGACCUGGUCAGCAUCAGCAAUGUGGAGGACCAAAGCUUUGUCAUCUCUCAACUUGGAUACAUAUCCACUGAUGAGCUUUGGAUUGGACUUAAUGACAGGAAGACUGAGAGGCUGUUUGAAUGGAGUGACCACUCUACUGUCACUUUCACUAGCUGGGAAUAUGGGAAACCUGCCGUCUCCACUGAUAUAAAGGACUGUGUUCGAAUCAGGGGAGAGAAUGGGAACUGGGAUGACCGCGUGUGUGAGGAGAAACGUGGCUCCAUUUGUAUGAAGCUGAGUGCCUCAAAACCCUCUGGAGAUGAAGUGCGACAGGAUGUAGGCUGCAAAACUGGGUGGAUACGAUAUGGCUCUUACUGCUACUUUAUAGGGACACAAACCAAAACCUUUGAUGAGGCCAAAAAUGACUGCAGGACGUUAGAUUCUAACUUAGCUGAUGUUUCAAAUAGGGUAGACAAUGCUUUCCUUAUCAGCUUGGUGGGUUUGAGGCCCGAGAAAUACUUCUGGUUGGGCCUCUCAAAUCGGAAAAACAUUGAUGAAUUUGCGUGGAUCAACACAGAUUUAGUGAAGUAUACUCACUGGAACGCUCUCAUGCCAGGUCACCAACAGGGCUGUGUUGCAAUGACAACUGGUUUUUUGGCCGGCCUCUGGGAUCUGCUGCCCUGCACCAAUAAGGAGAAAUACAUCUGCAAACACCUGGCAGAGGGAGCCGUUGUAACUCCUGCACCACCAAGUCUUAACGCUUCCGUUUGUGAAAAGGGCUGGACACGAAUUGGAUUAAGAAACUCUUGUAAUAAGGUGUUUAAAUCUGUAAAAAAGAGGACCUGGUUUGAUGCCAGAGAUUACUGCAAGGUCAUUGGAGGAGACCUGCUCAGCAUCCACAGUGCUGACGAGCUAAAUUCGCUACCUGAUCGCUACGGAAGAGUCUGGAUUGGGCUAAGUGCUCCUGACUCAGUCAACGGUUAUCAAUGGAGCGAUGGAUCCCCACUGCAGUUCCAACACUGGGAAGAUGGAGAACCAAACAAUAAAAACAAUGUGGAAUCUUGCACCGAAAUUAACAUGGAUCAGCGGGGUAGUAGUGGGUCUUGGAACGAUGCGCACUGUGAAAGUUAUCGCAACUGGGUGUGCCAGAUUCCUGCAGGAGUGACUCCAAAUCCGCCUCCAGACCCUGUCGCUCCUGAAUACAAUAGGACCUCCGACGGGUGGCUAGAAUGGAACGGGGCUCAGUAUUAUUUUAAUAACAGACAGUCGAAGGCCAUGGAGGAAGCUCGUAGCUUCUGCCAACAGAUGCAUAGUGACUUGGUAGUUAUCAACAGUGAAGCUGAAAGUGUCUUUUUAUGGAAACAGAUUUCCACUAAUUAUGGGGUUUACUGGAUAGGCUUGAACGUAGAUCUUGAUAAAACAUAUAGUUGGAUGGAUGGUUCUCCAGUGGUGUUACAAAGGUGGGAUGAAAAUCAACCUUCUUUCCAACGCAAUGAUGAAAAUUGUGCUGCCAUGACUCAAUUUAUGGGGUUCUGGCAUGUUUAUAAUUGUGGACAAGAGCACAAGUUCAUUUGUAAGCGGAGCGGCUCGCCAUCUGCAAACGCCACAGUCGCACCAACAGUUUCUCCAAAAGGCGGCUGUCCACAAAACUGGCAAAAAAUUGACUCAAAGUGUUUCAGCAUCAUUAAUAACCAGAAGGAGACAUGGCAUGGAGCAAAGACGCAAUGCAAAGCAAAGGGAGGGAAUCUGGCUUCAAUUUUGUCGAGAGAAGUGCAAGUGUUUUUGAUGACUAAAUUGUUGGAGGCACCUGCCACAGACCUGUGGAUUGGUUUAUAUAAUGUACGCGGUAGUCCAUUCCUCUGGACUGACGGCCGACCAACGCGAUACGUCUAUUGGGGAACUGAUCGCAUGAGACAAUAUGCAUAUGACAUGGAUCAUGGCUUUCUCUUGCAACAACGUAAAGAGAAAGCAUGUGCUUUGAUGAACACCAAUCCCAUCAUUGGUAUUGGGAAAUGGAUAAAAAGGUCCUGCAAUGACACCAAUGGAUAUGUCUGUCUUCGCAAUGUUGAUAUUUCCAUCCCAGACUCCCCUGAACCACCAAUGACCGACUAUGUCAACAUAUUCAAUGACUCUUUCAAGCUUGUUUCUCAAAAAAUGACGUGGGGUGCAGCCAAAAAGAACUGUGAAAGUGACGGUGCCAAACUGGCUAGCCUGCGAAACCAGUGGUCAGAGAUCUAUGUUGAGCUUCUGGCGUUGAAAUUCAAAAGUCCGAUGUGGAUUGGACUAAACAAAAUAGAGACUGCGGGAUAUUUCAGAUAUAUUGACGGCUGGCGCAUCGUCAGAACCAAUUGGGCAAGCAGGCAACCGAGAGCAAACCGCCCAUGUGUGUUCGUGGAUCUUGAAGGAAAAUGGAACACCGCCGACUGCGAUCAGAAAACGACCAGCAUUUGCAUGAAGUCCACAGAUGUGCCACCAACAGAGUCGAGUGCUUUUCCAGGAUAUUGCCCUGAUAACCCGGAACAAUCAAGACAAAGAAAACAUGUCAUCAGCUGGCUAACAUUUAGGGGUUAUUGUUACCUCAUUAGCACAGAUACUCUGUCAUGGCCAGAUGCAUCUGCUAGCUGUGCAAGACAUGGUGGAUCUCUUGCCAGCAUUGAAGAUCCCCCUGAGCAAGUAUUCAUUCAAAACAAUAUUGCAUUGUUUCAAGACAGCCAAAUGUCAUUCUGGAUCGGCUUGUAUAAAACUCACACAGACGUGUGGCAGUGGUUGGAUAAAACUGCCAUGGACUACACUAACUGGCGUUCUCUUGACCAAAGUUCCUCCAGUUAUGGAUCAAUGACAGCUACAGAUGGGACGUGGGUAACAGGACACCGGUGGUAUGACAGAGGAUACAUUUGCAAAACCUCUAAAAGAAUACAAGCAUCACAGACAACUGGAAAGCCGGUGCUGGAACCUCAAAGCCGUGGCCGCAACAUUUUGCCAGUUGUGCUGGUCAUUACUGUGAUUGCCAUCGGAACAGCCAUCGCCUUGUUUCUCUUCAAGAGGUCUGGACGCCGCUUGUCAAUCCCUAAAAAGUUAUCUACCUUUGACAACCCACUCUUCUCCAACAAUGAGCGCUACCAACCUGACACCAGUGAACUGGUAUCAAACGCAGAGGAGAACCCUGCAGGCCCCGCUCUAGCCGUGUGACGCACAUACCCAAAUCCAUCGGAUUGAAUUCAGUGAAGCUUAACUUCGCUUAAACAUGUCAUAUUUUUUAUGUGUUAAGUAUUUACACUUUUAGUCAACCUUCUCAGACGCAAUUAUUGUACUUUUGUUUUCUUUACAUGUAUCUGCUGGUUGUGGUUACUGAUCACUCAUCGAGGUCGUAUAUGUAAAAUAAAGAUUGAACUUUGA